Molecule: messenger RNA, 617 nt
Organism: Nymphalis io (European peacock)
Lineage: Eukaryota; Metazoa; Arthropoda; Insecta; Lepidoptera; Nymphalidae
Gene: LSm1
Product: U6 snRNA-associated Sm-like protein LSm1
Exons: 3
Coding region: 160-576 (138 amino acids)
Biological process (GO): deadenylation-dependent decapping of nuclear-transcribed mRNA
Cellular component (GO): P-body; Lsm1-7-Pat1 complex
Molecular function (GO): RNA cap binding
Source: RefSeq, a predicted model, not a curated record
ACAAUGACAAUGACAGGCUGAAAUACUGUCAGUGUAAUUUAUUAUUGUUUCAUUUAACCGGGCUGGAAUUGGAAUUUAGCGAGAAUUUAAAGUUUAAGUUUUGUUAAUGUGCUUAUAACCUCUAUUAAUUGCAUUUAUUACAAAAAUAAAAAAAUCACGAUGUCAAAUAAUGUUAAUCCAUUAGCAGGAACAGCUCAUUUGUUGGACGAAUUGGACAAGAAACUCAUGGUGUUGCUGCGAGAUGGCAGGACAUUGAUCGGCUAUUUACGCUGCGUGGAUCAGUUUGCAAAUUUAGUUUUACACAAAACGAUAGAAAGAAUUCACGUCGGCAGGGAAUACGGUGAUAUACCACGAGGAAUAUUUAUUGUUAGAGGAGAAAAUGUUGUCCUAUUAGGUGAAAUCGAUAAGGAUAAAGAAGAUAGCCUGCCAUUGACAGAAGUGUCAGUUGAUGAUAUUCUAGAUUCACAACGAAGAGAACAAGAUGCCAAAAUAGAACAACAGAAAUUGCUUUCAAAAGCACUCAAAGAAAGAGGGCUUAAUUUAUUAGCAGACUUGGGCCAUGAUGAUAUGUUUUGAUGUAUAUUAUAACUACAAUAAAUCGUUAUUUAACACUAAAA